Molecule: messenger RNA, 1024 nt
Organism: Neurospora tetrasperma FGSC 2508
Lineage: Eukaryota; Fungi; Ascomycota; Sordariomycetes; Sordariales; Sordariaceae
Exons: 2
Coding region: 63-740 (225 amino acids)
Cellular component (GO): ubiquitin ligase complex
Source: RefSeq, a predicted model, not a curated record
UUUGCAACUGCUGCUCGCUCGCGAAGCAAUCACACUUACCAUUUUGUCCGUGAAAUCUAUAGAUGAUCGAAAGCGAACCCCGCGGCUUUGGCAGGAGAGCUGAGCGAGUCGUUCCGGAACUGCAAGUUCACCAUCAGCAUCAGCCUCAACCUCAAGAGCAGAACGCCCAAGCCCAAGCCCAAGACCAACAGCAGGUUCGACAACUCGACAACAGCGACAACAGCAACGAAAGUAACAGCGUAGCACCUGCCCGUGAGCCGGCACCAACAACCGCGGAGGAGGACGCCCGAGUCAUCCGUGUCAGCGAGACCACUACGAAUACCGUCAGUGAGACAGCCUCAGGAGCGACACCCGCUUCCAGCGAUAACCGCAACAACACCAACAUCACCACCAACCCAAACAACAACAUGGGUCUCGCCUACAAUGUCUACCUCAACAGCGGCAAGAUUUAUGGGUGCAGGAACUGCAAGACCCAUUUGGCUAAUCAUGAGGACAUCAUCAGUAGGAACUUCAGAGGCCAACACGGAAAGGCCUACCUCUUCAACUCGGUCGUCAACGUCGAGACCGGUGAACCCAGCGAGCGCAACAUGACGACGGGCCGCCACGUCGUCCGGGACAUACACUGCCGCCAAUGCAAGGAGGUGGUCGGAUGGAAGUACGAUCGAGCCUAUGAGCCCAGCGAGAAGUACAAGGAGGGCAAGUUUAUUUUGGAGGCCGAGUUGCUUGCCAAUGUGAACUAGGUUUGCCAUGACCUGGUCUGAUGACGGUGUACGAUGCCUUGGAGCUUGCACUGUAUUGCAUUGCUGCCGUGCAUUGCUAUGCUUGAACUUGGAGUGCUGGGGCGCUUAAUGGACCAUGAUGGUUCGGGGGUUGACUGGAUGAAGUUGAUGAGGCAAGAUGGAAGGAUAAGUCGAGUCGGAUGGCACAGGACGACAUAGCGAAGGAUGGACAGAAGGACAGACGGACGAGAUGAUUUACGACAUGAUACGACUUGGCACGAUAUGACAUGAAGGAAGAAGCGCCU